This is a messenger RNA of Alnus glutinosa, 961 nucleotides long. RefSeq names its product high mobility group B protein 1-like. NCBI's taxonomy places the organism in Eukaryota, Viridiplantae, Streptophyta, Magnoliopsida, Fagales, Betulaceae. The transcript is spliced from 8 exons. The record is from RefSeq and is a predicted model, not a curated record. Bases 167 to 670 code for a protein of 167 amino acids.
AACCUCAGAUGCCCCUAAACAAUACCACGUGUCGCUUUGAACACCUUCCACAAAUAUCUCCUUGGCAUCUUUUACUGUCUCUCUGCUUUACUUUGUCCUGGAUUGCUAAUUUCCUCUCUGUAGCGUUUCCCUUCUCUUCCAUCGAAGAGUGAUCUUUAUAUUAACAAUGAAGGUUGCAAAGGGCAAAGCAUCAACAAGGAAGGACAAAACGGAAGUAUCAAAGCCAGUUGAGGAGAGAAAGGUUGGAAAGCGAAAGGCAGCACUUAAGGCUGAUAACAGUCGCGUGAAAUUGACCAAGAAAGCAAAAUCAGAUAAAAAAGAUCCUAACAAACCAAAGAGGCCUCCUAGUCCCUUCUUUGUUUUUCUAGAAGAGUUCAGAAAGACUUACAAGGAACAGCAUCCCAACGUGAAGGCUGUUUCAGCUGUGGGAAAAGCUGGGGGCGGGAAGUGGAAAUCCUUGUCUGCUGCGGAGAAAGCUCCAUAUGAAGCUAAAUCGGCACAAUUGAAGGCAGAAUAUGAGAAGCUGAUGGUUGCUUACAACAAAAAACAGGAAAGUACGGAUGAUGAUGAAGAUGAAGGGCCUGGCAGGUCAAAACCUGCGGCUAAUGAUGAAGAUGAUGAGGAAAGUGGGGAGGAUGAAGAAGAUGAUGACGAUGAGGACGAUGACUGAAUGUGGCAAGCUCUCUUAUUUGAUUAUGUGAAGUAUCCAGUGCCGUAGCUCUGGACUUUUUACGAUUGUACAUUUGGUCUAUGUUAUUUUUUAUUAGUUUCUUGGUUGCUCCUCGAUCUAUCUACAGACGACAAUGAAUACACCCUCGUCGGUUGAAUGUUUGAUCCCAGGACUAACAGUCAGUGGUUUUUGUAUAAUUGUAUCUAUAUUCUCAUCUGCUCCUUGUAUUGGGCAGUUAAGAGUUCGUCUUGCCAUAUAUAUCUAAUACAAUUCUCAAGUACUUGUUCAUUA